Messenger RNA from Aphanomyces invadans, 1090 nucleotides. RefSeq lists its product as hypothetical. The coding region runs from base 52 to 489 and encodes 145 amino acids. The record is from RefSeq and is a predicted model, not a curated record. Lineage: Eukaryota; Oomycota; Saprolegniomycetes; Saprolegniales; Verrucalvaceae. The transcript has a single exon.
CGCACCUGACCUUCGACAGGCAAGGUCACUCUACGUAUUGCCAACCCAACCAUGUUCCUGGCCAACUUGUUUGCCGCCCGCUUCGGCUCCACGAAAGAGCCAUGCUGCCGGGAGCGCACCCGCAAGCGCGGCCUCUACUUUUUCCGCAAGGCGCCGCCUGUGCCGUGUGUGUCCAUGACAACCGAAGCCAUCGACAAGAGCGUUGCCAAGUGCGACACAAUCGUGGGCGGUCGGUGUGUGCCAUUCAAUUCCCGUGAUGUUGUGCGCCUCAAGCGCCUGCGUACAUUGUGGCAAACCCUGAGCCCCGUGAAAGAGUCGUGCGGCAGCACCACCACCCAUUGCAGACGUCGUCGCGGCGCCACCGACGUCGACCUGUGCGAAGACUGCAUGGGGUACGAGUUUACCAAGUCGGCCCCGGACGUCACCGUAUUCGUCACGGAUGUCGAGCUCACGUACUACAAGCUGCCCACCGCGGCGUGGAUCGCAUAACAUGUCAAUACCCGCCAUAAGUUACACUGCAUCGAGUUUUGUAGACGGAGGUCCUGCGCUUGCGUCAUGUAUGCUGGGAGCACGGGGAGCGGCAUGGCUCGAGAGCCGACGAAGCCACGUCAUGCCGUCCACCCAUUUUCGAUCUCUUCGACCAACAGCCAUCGCAGACGGGAUAUCACCUCUUUCUUGUUCAGAGUAGAGGACGGCAGUUCGACGGUCCAAGGCCGCGCGAUUCUGUCGAUUUGAACCGUAUGAUGGUGCAUGCCGUCCGUGAACCAGUCUGGUCGACCAUCGGAGCCGCUGUUCCCAGGAAGGCCAGGCGUCGUACGCUGCCCUCGACGCCCGGAAUCCACGAGGUAGAGUAGCGACUGUCUAGCCUGCGGACAACCUCGGCGGAAGACAACUCGAUUUGGCGCUCGAGAUGAGAGAAGUCGCGGUUUUGAGGACACCACAUUGUGACUUCGUGCGAGUGUAAAUUUCCAUUUCGUCCAACAUCGUUCAUACACCUCGUGACAUUGCACUCAUCCAAGCCUACCAUGCCCGUGUCGCCCGCGCCUCGACUGCCAUCGCCGAGGCGACCGCCCCGCCACGACCAGCGCUC